This is a messenger RNA of Mesocricetus auratus (golden hamster), 1641 nucleotides long. Its product is annotated as glutathione S-transferase theta-3. Gene Ontology annotation, biological process: glutathione metabolic process. Gene Ontology annotation, cellular component: cytoplasm. The record is from RefSeq and is a predicted model, not a curated record. The coding region runs from base 149 to 874 and encodes 241 amino acids. Gene Ontology annotation, molecular function: glutathione transferase activity. Lineage: Eukaryota; Metazoa; Chordata; Mammalia; Rodentia; Cricetidae. The transcript has 5 exons.
GGGCUCUGGUAUAGAAUAAGGAGCUCGAAGGGCCGGGACCCAGCCGUUCCCGCUCGCCGUUGCAGCUGCUCCCAACUCUGUCCCCAGAGGCAGUUCCCCCGCGGUCAGACUCCGAGAUCUGCCAGCCGUCACUGCCACAGCCUCCGUCAUGGGUCUGGAGCUCUACCUAGACCUGAUGUCCCAGCCCUGCCGUGCUGUCUACAUCUUCGCCAAGAAGAACGACAUCCCCUUCCAGCUGCGUACCAUAGAUUUGCUCAAAGGUCAGCACUACACUGAUGACUUUGCCCAGGUGAACCCCUUGAGGAAGGUGCCAGCUUUGAAGGAUGGGGACUUCAUCUUGGCAGAGAGUGUGGCCAUCUUGCUGUAUUUGAGUAGAAAGUACAAGGUCCCUGACCACUGGUACCCUCAGGACCUUCAGGCUCGAGCUCGUGUGGAUGAGUACCUGUCUUGGCAGCACACAGCCCUUCGGAGCUGCUGCACCAGGGCCAUGUGGCAGAAGAUGAUGUUUCCUAAGUACCUGGAACAGCCGGUACCCCCUGAGAUACUGGCAUCCACUCUGGCUGAACUGGACAGGUGCCUGCAGAUGCUGGAGGACAAGUUCCUGCGGAACCAGGCCUUCCUCACGGGAUCCCAUAUCUCUGUGGCUGACUUGGUGGCCAUCACAGAGCUGAUGCACCCUGUCAGUGCUGGCUGCAAGAUCUUCGAGAGCCGACCCAAACUGGCUGCAUGGCGUCAGCGUGUGGAAGCUGCGGUGGGGGAGAACCUCUUCCAGGAGGCCCAUGCAGUUGUCCUGAAGGUCAAGGACAUGCCUCCCUUGAUGGACCCCACCUUGAAGGAGAAACUGAAGCUCUCCGUGCAGAGCUUGUUGCACUGAGGAAGCAGCCCGUACCUGCGGCGCCAUCCAGGGAAACGCUGGGUUGUGCAAAUGAAGAGAUGGCCAGAAUGUAACUUUGGCUGUCACUAGGACAUGACGUCUCUGAUCUACAAUUCCCUUUAGGCACCAGCAGUGUUCCUUCUGCGUCCCCACCCUGCUUGAGCUGUAAAAUCAGAUUUUACCUGACCUCUAGAGAGAGCUACAGGAAAACACUUGGGAAAAUACCAGGUCAUGUUCCUCUUUUGAAACUCAAACCAUUGAACUCGUAACCUAGCCCCACCCUCCAAGGUGGAAGCAUUCCUUUCUGGCUCCUGUCAUGCUAUCACAUUGCAUCCCCCACUUCCCCCCCCAUCCCCCCUGCACUUGUGUUCUUUGCCCUUUCUCUAUAUUUUUUGACAUUUGUCACCACGUGGCCCCUCUGGGCUCUUCAUUCCUAGCGCAGGAUCUAUGAUUCCUGGGUUGAGCACAUGUCACAGGUAGGGCGUGACUAGUGAAAGGUCUUUGUCCUCUGGGUCUCUCCCCUCUGGGUGAUGAUGCCUGUCAUAGACAGGGUGCAGGGCUGGUUCAUGAUGCCCUUUGCAGGGGUGAAGUCCCUGGCAAUGUCCUGACUUUCCAAAUUCUGCCAAGCAGUGUCGCUUGUUCCAAGUCUUCUGACCCUGACUGCUAUCUUCUGCAUGUCUCCUGCUCCAAGUUUUCAAGCUUCUUAUUCUUGUGUCAUAGGGCCUAUGGUAUGUGCAUUACCCAAUAAACUGCUCACAAAACAACAA